AUCAAGCGCGCUCAUGCCAUUGGAGGAAAUGCUGCAUUGCUACCCUGAUGUUUACUUCCUCCUCGCGCUCACUGACCUGAAAGGAAAGGAAGGCAUCGGGUACGACGGACAUCAAUCUUUCUUUUCUCCUUGGAAAUCUUAGGCGGAAGUCUGUUCGGAUAAUACUCUUCGGGAGAGUUACACCUGUAUGUGUCCCGUCCUUUCUCCGCAGGCAACACCGAUAACGUCGACAUCGCCAUUUGCACUUCUCUUGUGCCUCACAUGAUGAUUGAACCAGGCUUCCUGGAUACCACGAACUAUCCAAUUGUAUCGUAGCGGAUCUUGUCUCCUCAUCGGCAAUUCGUCGACUCCUGCGGAAAGCAUCUACAUUUGUUGUACUAUCCAGUCUCGCUGUGGGGUACAUCGAAGUCGGCGACUUAAAGAUACCAGAAGCGAACUGGCUUUUGAUAUCAUGAAGGGGCAAUUUAACUAGGGGAGCUUCUUGGCUGGGUCUGCUUGUGUCCCUCGACAGCACAUGGAGACUUGAUGGAUACGGUUGCGAGUUCUUCCGGACGUUUUCUGACGACUUCUGACGUAUAAAGCUCGACUGCUGAGUUCAUCGAGUCCGACCGACCCCCCCACUGUUGUCUUCGAUAUCAGGCAGACAAGCAGUAUGCAGUCGUUGGCUCAGGCUACAAUCACAUCUUCCGCUCGCGUUCUUCUCGGGGCUCUCACGGUCGCUCAGGCUUUGCAACCGUCUUGGGCUGCUGAAGUUGUUAGAUCUGACGCGUGUGCUUCGAUUGCUGGUCUCGCAUUUGCGCCACCUGCGGACGUGAUCGCGUGCCAGAAGUCGUUUCCUUUCAAUGAGACUUUGAGGCAGAACGUCUUGGCCAAUAUCGCUGGUGUAUUUGACUUUUACACGUUUGAGAACUACUAUCUGGACUCUCCGGCGCCUUUUGAGGAGAGUACGGAUCCUAUCAGGGAAAACAUCGCGAGGAUCAACUCCACUACGUAUGAGACCGAUUACGAUUUCAACUUCGACUUGUGGAACUUCACGAUAAAGCUCAAUGACGGUCACACCAGGUGGUAUCCUUACUGCUACACCACGUACCAGAACCUACUUCCCGCCCCCGUCGUUUCUCUCGACGUCAAUGGAACGCAAAACGUCUACAUCGUCCCCGACCUUGUCGAAUACAUCUCCCUCAUCGGCGACGGGUACACCUCCUACUAUGAUUCCAUCGGUUUUGAUUGGAAACGUCUUGCCAGUGCUAAGGUGCUCCAAAUCGGAGGCAUGGAUGCAUACGAUUACGUGGACUACAUCGCCAGCACUGUUUCUGGCAACUUCUUGGACCACGGCGUCAGAGUGAACAGCGUGUUCAGUGGGUACAGGAUCUCCAGCGACGCAUUUAGCCAGAGGAUUGGCGACCUGGCGGGACCCAGUUGGAUAUCGCAGACGGAUUUAACGUUUGUCGUGGUUCUUGCGAACUCGACAGAAGAAGAAACGGUGACCGUGCCAUAUCUUGCGGAUUUCGCGGGCACCGACUUCACGGACGCUGCCAGCUACUGGGAGAAUAACUGUGCUGCGAACGAUGAGACUAAUGGUAUCGAUUACAAGACCUCCAGUGCAACCCGCCGCCGAGGUCUUGAGAGGAAAUUGGCGAGAGGAGACAUUAAGGACUUGAGUUUGACGAACGCUGUCGCACUCCCCGAUCCCUACCUCCCAACCCUGCCGGCGCUCAAUGGAAGUUCAGGUAUCGUUUAUGGGUAUGUGUUGCCCGAUAACAAGACUGGUGCUCUCCUUGUCGGGUCAUUCUCUCCGGAUGACUUCGAUGGGUUCCAGUCACAGGUCGACUCUAUCAUUACUGCUUUCACGGCCGCCGGGGUGACCCGUCUCUUGGUCGACGUCACUAAUAAUGGCGGUGGAUAUGUCUGCUUGGGAUUCUUCCUGCACAACUAUCUCACUGGUAAUAAGAUUGGGAAUCCAGGCUUCCAGAGUUCGGCUCGCGCCAAUCCUCUCGCUCAGAAAAUCGUCGCAUCGGAUAUCGACCUCGGCUUGGAUGACACCUACACCUUCUACACUGCUGACAACUACGCGUUUUUGAACAACACGGAGAUGCCUGCAUCGUACAACUACAUGGACCCCAAUCUUUCGGAGGUCGUCAAUGGCGAGGACGACCCACAGUCCCAGAGAUUCUUUGAUACCUGCCAGUUGACUUACGUGGUCGAUAUCCCGACUUCGCCACCUUUCGCUCUAGAGAAUGUUGCCAUUGUCACCAACGGCUGGUGUGCAUCGACCUGCGCCUUGUUCACUACCGUCAUGAACGAGCGCGAGAACGUUACGAUCGGUGUCUUUGGCGGGAAGCCAGGAGAGGACGUUCAGUUCAAAGGUAUGGCUGGGAACCAAGUUCUUGAAUGGUACGACCUGGACAGUGAGAUCAAGACGGCCAAUUUGGGUAAUGACUCGUCGUCUCCUCCUGAUCUCCUUAUUGAUGGCGACAUGCGAGUAAAUUGGCGGACAGCUUGGAGCUACUUCGACGAGUCCAAGCCCAUUGCAUACGUCUCCGAGCUUCCGAAGUACCGCUGGCCAUAUACCGCCGACACCUACAACAACCCUCAGAACCUCUGGAUUUUCGCUGCCGGUCAGAUAUUCGACUGAGAUGCAGAUAUCUAGGGCUCGCACUUGAUACCCAGGGGAUGAGGACUACCUCACUUAGGAGGGUCAUGUUACACAGUCCGACACAUGGCACUGGUAGAUAUACGCGGUUAUCUAGACCAGUGAUCAGGCAUGGUGAAAGUUAUACCCCUCUGUUACCGUUAUUUAUCAGUAAUACACGUAUUUGGG
Messenger RNA from Stereum hirsutum FP-91666 SS1, 2821 nucleotides. RefSeq lists its product as uncharacterized. The coding region runs from base 653 to 2635 and encodes 660 amino acids. The record is from RefSeq and is a predicted model, not a curated record. The transcript is spliced from 21 exons. Lineage: Eukaryota; Fungi; Basidiomycota; Agaricomycetes; Russulales; Stereaceae.